GCCAUUGAGGGCUUCCGGUUCUCGUCGAUGGAGGCCUCGUCCAGCUUUGGUGACGACCGGCUUCUCAUCGAGAAGUUCAUCGAAAAUCCGCGACACAUCGAAAUCCAAGUGCUUUGCGAUAAACAUAAGAACGCCUUAUAUCUGAACGAAAGGGAGUGUUCUAUACAGAGACGCAACCAGAAGGUGAUAGAGGAGGCGCCCAGUGUUUUCGUUGACCCCCAACUGCGUCGACGAAUGGGCGAACAGGCGGUGGCACUGGCGCUGAACGUGGGCUACGACUCCGCGGGAACCGUCGAGUUUCUCGUCGACUCAAAGAAAAACUUUUAUUUCCUCGAAAUGAAUACUCGUUUACAAGUGGAGCACCCGAUCACUGAAUACAUCACUGGUAUAGAUCUCGUCCACCAAAUGAUUCGUAUAGCGAAAGGACAUCAACUGAAGCACAAACAGAGCGACAUUCAGUUGAAGGGCUGGUCAGUGGAAUCCAGAAUAUACGCUGAGGACCCCUACAAGAACUUUGGUCUGCCAUCAGUGGGUAGACUCACUAAAUACAAAGAGCCGACACAUAUCGAGAACGUCCGGUGCGAUAGCGGUGUGAAGGAGGGCUCGGAAAUCAGUAUAUAUUACGAUCCACUCAUUUGUAAAUUAGUUUCUUAUGGCAAGAAUAGAGGAGAAGCACUGAAAACCAUGACUAAGGCAUUGGACGCGUAUGUGAUCCGAGGCCUAACGCAUAACAUUCCACUUCUCAGGGAUAUUAUGACUGAAGAGAACUUUGUUUCGGGAAAUAUUAGUACUAAAUAUUUACAACAAACAUAUCCGGAUGGGUUUAAAGGCAAAUCAUUGACUCCCCAAACUUCACAAAAGGUAUCCGCAAUGGCCGCCGCCAUCUUUGUCAGGGACACCGUUCGGGCCAUGAAUUUCCUUAAUAUUGUCACCACUGAUGACUCCCUACACAACCCUAUCCUCGACUAUGAGCUAAAGGUCCACAUUGGAAGUGGAGAAUUGGUUUUACCGGUCAAUCUCAAGAUAGAAGAUAAUGAAUAUGUGGUUAAUUUUGGAGACAAUCAAAUUAAAGUGAACAAUCAAUUCUCAAUGGCUUCAUCUGCUCUCGAAUUUAAUAUUAAUAAUGAUUUGCAUUUAAUUCAAUUGAUAUCAAUCGAUGGCACCGGAAGAAUGCGUUUACAAUACGAGGGAACAAUUUAUGACAUUCACGUGAUGUCGGAAAAAGCGGCCAAAUAUUACAAAUUAAUUCCAAUUAAACCGAAACCAGAUGUCAGCAAAAUAUUGAAGUCACCGAUGCCUGGAUUAGUGAAAUCGGUUUCCUGUUCAGUGGGAGAUAUGGUGUCUGAAGGACAGGAGGUUUGCGUAAUCGAGGCCAUGAAGAUGCAGAACAGCCUAUCGGUGAGCACUGCCGGCAAAAUCAAAGCCAUUAACUGUAAGGCCGGCGACACUGUAGAUGACGAGCAGAUUCUCAUUCAACUCGACCGUGAACCCAAAUGUCCUGAUGGGGGCUGGGGUUGGGUCGUAGUCUUCGCCAGUUUCAUGAUCCAUGUGAUCGCUGAUGGAGUGACCUAUACUUUUGGCAUCUUUUACUACGAGAUCCUUAAGUAUUACGGAACCAGUAAUGCCAUGACAUCUUGGGUCGCAUCCAUUAUGACGGGAACCACUUAUUGUCCAAUAGCCAGUGCGCUGACAAAUAAGUACGGGUGCAGAAUUGUCACUGUAAUCGGGGCCGUGUUGGCCAGCAUUGGACUCUUGUUGAGUCUUAUGGCGCCGAAUGUGAUUACACUGUACUUCACAAUUGGCAUUUGCACUGGUUUUGGGUUCGGCCUAAUGUAUUUGCCGGCGAUUGUCAGUGUGAGCUGUUAUUUCGAGAAGAGAAGGGCAUUCGCCACCGGCAUCGCUGUCUGUGGAUCAGGCAUCGGUAGUGCAGUUCUGGCGCCACUUAUUGAAUGGUUAAUUGGAUGCUAUGGUUGGAAGGGAGCGAUGCUUAUAGUUUCGGGUCUCACUCUUAACUGUUGUGUCUUCGGAGCCCUAUUUCGACCCCUCGAUGAAAGUUAUGACGACGAAGACUGUGAUGAUCAAGAUGUGAAGAAACCACUGAAGGAUGUGGUCUCCCAUUCACUGUCCACAUCAGAUGCACUUAAAUUGAAGCCAAUGUUAGAAAUAAAUGUGACGACAAGUAUAGAAGAGGAAGACGAAGAUUUGGACAAAUACUGCGAGAAAGAGAAUAACCUGAAGAAUGGUUGCAUAUCUUUAGCCAAUAAUCUAAACGAAGCGGUCGAUGAAAUGAGAUGUCCGGCCAGGCAUUCAUUUUCAGUCAGCAAAGUCAAUGAAAGCCAAACCACAGAUAAUAUCAGUGAUAAUUUCAUACAAAACGCCACGAGUUUGAGUUCAGUCCAAGUCUGCAACACUGACCUCCAGAACACCAAAGACUCGGAGCGGAGAAGAUCCUGUUCUCUCUCACCCGGAGUUUUAUAUCGAAAGGACAUCUUCUACAGCGGAAGUCUACUAAAUAUUCCGCACCACAAGUCUAAUCCAGAUCUAAUCCAAGCGCCCAAGAAGUCAACUCAAAACAAAUGCUUUUUGUUUCGUUGUCUACACUGUUCCCAAGAAAUGAUCGAUACGUUCACCGAAAUGCUUGACUUCACUCUUCUGAGAACCGCUUUAUUCUUGUUGUUCGCGAUCUCUAACUUUCUCACAUCCAUUGGAUUCUUUGUUCCGCACAUCUAUAUUAAGGAUCGAGUGGUAGGUCUGGGCAUAGCCUCUGAACAGGAGUCGGGAUUCUUUAUAGCAGUCAUAGGGAUNAUAAUUGGAGAGAUAACCGAAGACCAGUCGCCCGAAUGUACUCGCGAUCCCUAUGACUGCUAUAAAGAAUCCCGACUCCUGUUCAGAGGCUAUGCCCAGACCUACCACUCGAUCCUAAUUAUGGAUUAA
This is a messenger RNA of Oppiella nova, 2934 nucleotides long. Lineage: Eukaryota; Metazoa; Arthropoda; Arachnida; Sarcoptiformes; Oppiidae. The record is from the annotation of a GenBank genome assembly.